Molecule: messenger RNA, 780 nt
Organism: Suillus clintonianus
Lineage: Eukaryota; Fungi; Basidiomycota; Agaricomycetes; Boletales; Suillaceae
Exons: 5
Coding region: 1-780 (259 amino acids)
Source: RefSeq, a predicted model, not a curated record
AUGUCUUCUACUGCUCCUACUCGCCAAGCGCUGAGUAAUCUUAUCAAUCACACUGAUUCUGGUCCCUCUCAGCGUCAACGACAUGAACAUUGUCCUUCAGAGAAGGCCUUGUACCAAGGUGAACAGACUCGACUUCCACGCAAGAUUCAUCAGAGUAAGGGCCAUGUAGCGGCCCGGGAUUACGAGGUAGCGGUCCAGCAACUUAUCAAGUAUGCAAUCAGCCAUUUUUGUGUGUGGCUCGCAUCCGAGUAUGCCUAUCCAGAUCGAAUGACUCAGGUAUUGUGGGCGAAGGAGGCCUGGAAGGAGGCAUGCAACCAUUAUGAGAUAGAGAUUGGUUUUAAUGGAGAGAUUAUACAAAUGAUUACCCGGCACACAUUGCAUCUCACGAGUGAGGUGAAAGGGAAGGUUCGCCCACUUGUUGAGAGUAUUUACGGUUUCGAGUCCACCAAUCGGGAGUCCAUCAAGUCUAGGAAUCGCAAACUCGCCCGUCAGCUCAAGGAUAAAUUUGGGAUGUGUUACCGGGACCUCGGGGACAGAAAGAACAACAUGCCUCGCAGCGGUCUAUUUCAUACAAGGUUAAAUCAGCAAGCAGCAAAUUUAGUUUGGUACCGCAACAAGAAGGAUGAUGGAGUCGUGUUCGAGGACGUUUUGUCUCCAUUUCUGAUACCUGCAUUGGCCUUGGUGUACACCACAGCUGAAUGCUGCAUCAAUGAAUGGUAUGACGGUGAACGCACGGAUAUCAGCUUUUCAAGCGGUGAAUACAAGGAAGCUUAUGAUUAG